This is a messenger RNA of Cannabis sativa, 2352 nucleotides long. Its product is annotated as protein NRT1/ PTR FAMILY 7.3. Gene Ontology annotation, cellular component: membrane. NCBI's taxonomy places the organism in Eukaryota, Viridiplantae, Streptophyta, Magnoliopsida, Rosales, Cannabaceae. Gene Ontology annotation, biological process: transmembrane transport. The record is from RefSeq and is a predicted model, not a curated record. Bases 119 to 1945 code for a protein of 608 amino acids. The transcript has 5 exons. Gene Ontology annotation, molecular function: transmembrane transporter activity.
ACCAACUCACACUUCAUUUUAUUCAUUCCCCAACUCCAUCAUUUCUCACAUACCAAAAAUAAUCACUACCACUACUUCUUAUAUUACUUAUAAAACCUCUGCUACAUACUCUUCAUUAAUGGCUUGCUUUAAUAUGUCCAAGGAGGUGGAUCAUGAAUUGAAGAAAGAAGAAGAAGGUGGUGAAGUGUUCACUCUUGAUGGUACGGUUGAUUGGCAUGAUCGCCCUGCAAUCAGAACAAAAUCCGGUGGUUGGGUUGCCGGAACUAUCAUACUAUUGAAUCAAGGCCUUGUGACACUGGCAUUCUUUGGAGUUGGGGUGAAUUUGGUGCUGUUUCUGACUAGGGUUUUGCAACAAGACAAUGCCAGUGCUGCUAACAAUGUGAGCAAAUGGACUGGAACUGUAUACAUUUUCUCACUCUUUGGUGCUUUCCUCAGUGAUUCCUAUUGGGGAAGAUUCAAGACUUGUGCAAUCUUUCAAGGAAUCUUUGUUGUAGGUUUGGUAUCACUAUCUUUGUCAACAAACCUAUUCUUGCUCAGACCUAAAGGGUGUGGAAAUGAAGAAACUCCAUGUGGAAAACAUUCAAGCAUUGAUAUGGCCUUGUUUUACCUUGCAAUAUAUCUUGUUGCCCUUGGAUAUGGUGGGUACCAACCCAAUAUUUGUACAUUUGGGGCUGAUCAGUAUGAUGAAGAGGACCACAGGGAAGGACAGUCUAAGGUGGCGUUUUUCAGCUACUUCUACCUGGCUUUGAACCUUGGCUCACUCUUCUCGAACACCAUUUUGGGUUACUUUGAGGAUGAAGGGAUUUGGGCAAUUGGGUUCUGGGCAUCUGCAGCUUCUGCUUUUGCAGCAUUGAUGUUGUUCCUUUUAGGAACUUUGAGGUACCGUCACUUUAGGCCGAGCGGUAACCCUCUCUCGAGGUUUUGUCAAGUCAUCUCUGCUGCAUCAAAGAAGUGGAGUGUGAGGAUGCCACCAAGUGGUGAAGAUUUGUAUGAAGAAAAUGUUAAGGAUUCUUCUAAUUGUAACAGAAAGAUACUCCACACUCAUGGUUUCAAGUUCUUGGACAGAGCAGCAUAUGUCUCAUCCAGAGAUUUAGACACCCAACAAACUAUCAACAAAAACCCAUGGCGUCUUUGUCCUAUUUCGCAAGUAGAAGAAGUUAAAUGCAUUCUGAGACUGCUCCCAAUUUGGCUAUGCACCAUAAUCUACUCGGUGGUCUUCACACAAAUGGCUUCUCUCUUUGUGGAGCAAGGUGCUGCAAUGAAAACUACAAUUUCCAACUUCAGAAUCCCACCAGCGAGCAUGUCUAGCUUCGACAUCCUCAGUGUGGCAGUUUUCAUCUUCCUCAAUCGGAGAAUCCUUGACCCUUUGGUGGGGAGACUAAAAUCAAGUUCGAAGGGCCUUACAGAGCUCCAAAGAAUGGGAAUUGGUCUUGUGAUAGCAGUAUUGGCAAUGGUUUCGGCUGGGAUUGUUGAAUGCUACAGACUCAAGUAUGCAGACAAGGAGUGUGCUCACUGCGAAGGGUCGAGCUCCCUAAGUAUUUUUUGGCAAGUUCCUCAGUAUGCAUUCAUAGGAGCUUCUGAAGUGUUCAUGUAUGUCGGCCAACUUGAGUUCUUUAAUGCUCAGGCACCGGACGGAUUGAAGAGCUUUGGAAGUGCGUUGUGCAUGACAUCUAUAUCUCUAGGAAACUAUGUCAGCAGCUUGCUUGUGAGUAUGGUUAUGAAGAUCUCGACCGAGGAUCACAUGCCUGGAUGGAUCCCUGGAAAUCUCAACAAGGGUCACCUAGACAGGUUUUUCUUCCUGCUAGCAGGUUUGACAUCCUUAGACUUGUUUGUCUAUAUUGCUUGUGCCAAGUGGUACAAGUGUAUCAAAUUAGAAGGAAAAUAUGACGAAAAUGACAACUAUGACAACAAAGAAGACAAGGAGUCUGAGAACAUCAAACUCUAAAGCAAAGGAAGACCAUAACAGACAUGUUAAGGCCUAUGGUAGCAAAAUAACCUUAUAAAUUAAAUAAGAGAAAAGGGGUAUGCACAAACACAAGGGGCAUAGCUUAGCUUCGUGUUUCGAAUAGUUGUGAAAAGGAAAAGAAGACUGAUAAAGCCCCCCCUUCUUGUGCUGUAAACUUCUCAGUUUCUACAUAGCCUGACAGACAUUUUUUGUUCACAGUGAGCUGAGUAGAGUUUGUAAGUGUGUUGUUUUAAGAGAUGGGCAACUUUUGGCUUAAGUCUGAUUUGCUACCUCAUCUUCUCAAUUGUUCAUUGUGCUAGCCGUAGGAUUAACAUGUGCUUCAUUGCACAUAUCUAUGUAUGAAAUUUGCUCUGUUUAACGUUUAUAAAGGUGACCCUUUCAUCAAA